Punctularia strigosozonata HHB-11173 SS5 is the source of this 1512-nucleotide messenger RNA. RefSeq names its product MFS general substrate transporter. The coding region runs from base 1 to 1512 and encodes 503 amino acids. Gene Ontology annotation, cellular component: membrane. Gene Ontology annotation, molecular function: transmembrane transporter activity. The record is from RefSeq and is a predicted model, not a curated record. The transcript has 17 exons. Lineage: Eukaryota; Fungi; Basidiomycota; Agaricomycetes; Corticiales; Punctulariaceae. Gene Ontology annotation, biological process: transmembrane transport.
AUGCCCUUCAACGACUCUGCCACUAGCAAGGCCGACGAUGAUGCACUGCCACUUCCCGAAGCCAGCGAGUUGUAUUGCCCGGACGUCGAUACUUCUCAUGUUGACGAACGUAGAUUACUUCGAAAAAUCGACGUUCGCGUGAUUCCUUGUCUUGCGGUGCUUUAUCUCCUCAACUUCCUGGAUCGAGGCGCGAUAGGCAACGCAAAGCUUUACCAUAUGGAGCAAGAUCUGCAUAUCACAGACCGUCAAUAUCUCAUUGCACUGACGGUCUUUUUCUUCCCAUACGCAUUGUUCGAGCCCGCCAGCAACGUUCUUCUCAAGAGUAUGCGCCCCUCCGUAUGGCUUUCUUCUCUGAUGCUCCUCUGGGGAAUCGUUAUGACAUUACACGGUGUUCUCCACAAUUACGGCGGCCUCAUCGGACUACGUUUUUUGCUCGGGUUUUUUGAGAGCGGCCUUUAUCCGGGUAUCGUCUUCUAUAUCUCAUGUUGGUACAAACACUCAGAACUGGGAACAAGGGUUGCCCUCUUCUUCUCAUCUGCCACUGUCGCCGGAGCCUUUAGCGGUCUACUCGCGGCCGCGAUAUCCAACAUGGACGGCGUCGGUGGAAGACCUGGCUGGGCAUGGAUAUUUAUCAUCGAGGGGUUGGUCACAGUUGUCUGCGCUGUGGUUGCGUACUGGAUCGUGCAAGAUUACCCCGAAACGGCCCGGUUCCUGAAUGAACCACAACGUGUUUACGUCAUACGGCGUCUGCGCGAGGAUAUGCAGCUCAGCGCUGGUGGAGAGCAAUUCAAGGUCAAAUAUAUCUGGCAGAGUUUGAAAGACUGGAAAACAUGGAUAGCUAUGGGUAUAUAUAUGGGGUUCGACGGCCCAUUGUUCGCCUUUUCUUUAUUCACGCCAACUAUCAUCAAGGAGAGCUUGCUACUAAACCCUUCCAUAGGGUUCGAAGCCACCGCGGCGAAUUUACUGUCCGUUCCUGUCUACGCAUGGGCUUGCAUUGUGACUGUCGGCAUUGGCAUGCUUGGGGACAGGUUGGGAUCGAGAGGUUACAUCAAUUUAUGCUUAUUUGGAACAGGACUGGUUGGCUACAUAAUCCUCAUAGCUUCAAGCAACGCGGCGCUCUCAUAUUUUGCCGUAUAUCUUGCUGCUGCAGCUUGGCUGUCAAGCAAUGUAGAGGGAUCCUAUAAGCGCAGUGUGACGCUCGCCAUGGCAAUCGGAUGGGGUAAUUUAAAUGGUGCCGUGACAUCGAACGUGUAUCGUGCAAAGGAUGCGCCGUGGUACCGCCUUGGCCAUGGCAUCGUCCUCGCGUACAUUGCGAUCGGCUGGAUCUGUUCUGCCGUCUUUAUGAUACUGCUCAAGAGAGAAAACAAAGCCAGAGAAGCCGGCAAGCGAGAUGAAGUGAUCGUCGGUGUCGAUAACAAACGCGCAGAUACGAAGAACGGCCACUACGAAUCAGUCCUAGCGGCCCGCCGAGACAAAGGCGAUAAGUGGAGUGGCUUCCGGUAUGUCACUUGA